Arabidopsis arenosa is the source of this 1035-nucleotide messenger RNA. The record is from the annotation of a GenBank genome assembly. Lineage: Eukaryota; Viridiplantae; Streptophyta; Magnoliopsida; Brassicales; Brassicaceae.
ACACACAAUUCCCAAACGCUCUCGAUUAGGUUUUCUUCUACACUUGUUCUUCUUCAUUAGCUCUCUCUUCUUCAAUCUCUCUCUCUCUCUUUUUACGGCGAUUUCACAAUGGUUGAUGCGAAACAAGUUCGUUUCAUCAUCGGAGUUAUCGGGAAUGUUAUCUCCUUUGGUCUCUUUGCCGCACCAGCGAAGACGUUUUGGAGGAUCUUCAAGAAGAAAUCAGUGGAGGAGUUUUCGUAUGUGCCAUACGUAGCAACGGUGAUGAAUUGUAUGUUGUGGGUGUUUUACGGUCUCCCUGUGGUUCACAAAGACAGUUAUCUAGUGUCUACCAUUAAUGGUGUUGGGUUAGUCAUUGAACUUUUCUACGUUGGUGUCUACUUGAUGUACUGUGGUCACAAGCAGAACUAUAGAAAGAAGAUUUUGCUUUACUUACUUGGUGAAGUUGUUUCUGUUGCGAUUAUCGUUCUUAUUACGCUCUUUGUGAUUAAGAAUGAUUUCAUUAAGCAAACAUUCGUUGGUGUGAUUUGCGAUAUCUUCAACAUUGCUAUGUAUGCAUCUCCUUCAUUGGCCAUUAUUACAGUGGUAAAAACAAAGAGUGUUGAAUACAUGCCAUUCUUGUUGUCUUUGGUCUGUUUCGUUAAUGCUGGAAUUUGGACUUCUUACUCACUCAUCUUCAAGAUCGAUUACUACGUCCUCGCAAGUAAUGGGAUUGGAACCUUGUUGGCCCUUUCUCAGUUGAUAGUGUACUUUAUGUACUACAAAUCAACUCCAAAGGAGAAGACGGAGAAGCCAUCAGAAGUUGAGAUUUCAGCAACGAACAGGGUUUGAAGAAUUGUUCUUUGGAUUCAAUCUUUUUACGUACAUUACAUACACAAUUUGUGUGUAUGUUUUAGGCUUCUGUUUUUUUUUUAUUUUGGUAGAAUUUUCAAUUGUUUAGUUUCUGGAUUAUGAGGAUUGUCUGGAUUUGUUUUUCUACUACAUUUUUUCUGGUGUGUGAAACGUUUUGAGGGAAAAUAACAAAUUUUGGAUUUUUUC